AUGUCUCCAUAUUCUUUUCAAAUUCUUCCAUUUGUUUGUUUUCCUAUUAUCAUUUUUAUUCUUGCUCUCACAGUUUGUUUUUUUUUCUCGUUCUCCGACUUCUGUCUUUCCUUCUUUUCUUCUUUCAUAAUUCUCCUUCUGUUUUCUUCUUUCCCCACCCCAAUUCUUUUUUCGUUUGUCUCUUCUACUUCUUUCUCUUUUUCAUUCAUUCGUUUUUUUUCUUCUUUUCUUAUUACUACUAUUUCUGUCCAUUGUUUUUCUCUCCUCUUCUUCUUCUUCUUCUUUUCAUUCUUUCUGUCUUUCACAGUUCUCUCUCCGUUUUCUUCUCCCGUCCAUUCUCCUUUCUUGCUUCUUCUCUUAACUGUUUUUUAUGAAUCUUUUUCUUCUUUUUCUUCUCCUUCUUUUACUUCUUUUCACUUUCUUUCUUUCUUUUUCUUUCUUUCUUUUUUCUUUCUUUCUUUCAUAAUUUUACCUCCAUUUUCUUCUCUCCAUUCUUAUUUUCCGUUUCCUCUUCUACUUCUUUCUUUUAUUCAUUCUUUCUUUUUUAAUUUUUCUCUUUUUUCUCCUUUUUUUCUUUCAAUUAAUAAUUCUUCUCUUCAUUUUUUAUCUUGGCUUGCUUCUUCUUCUUCUUCUUCUUCUUCUUCUUCUUGUUUAACUUGUUUUUCUGUCUUCUGUAAUUAUUUCCCCGUUUUUUCUCCCUUCUAUUCGUUUUUUCUUUCAUUCAUUCUACUUCAUUAUUUCGUCUUUUUAAUUAUUCUCCUUUUAUUCUUCUUUCCAUUAAUGCUUCUUCCCUCCAUUGUUUUUAUCACUCCCUUCUUCUUCUUCUUCUUCUUCUUCUUCUUCUUCUUCUUCAAUAUUACCUUCCUUUUUUCUUUUCUUUCCUGCUUUCUUUACCUUUUUCUUUUUUUCUUAUUUCUUCUUCUUUUUCUUCUUCCCCUUCACUUUUCAAUUCUAAUUUUCCCUUCCAGUUUUCCCCCACUUCGAUCCCUUUUUCAUCUUCUUCCUUUUAUUCUUAAGGCCACUGAACGUAAAACAAUUAUAAACAAUCCUGUCAUUCUCGUUUAA
This is a messenger RNA of Acanthosepion pharaonis, 1065 nucleotides long. NCBI's taxonomy places the organism in Eukaryota, Metazoa, Mollusca, Cephalopoda, Sepiida, Sepiidae. The record is from the annotation of a GenBank genome assembly.